AUGGUGAGGAAACACAAGGGAACACUGGCGGUGAUAGAGAAGAUCUAUCAGGACAUACCCGCCUUCUCCGACAUCUUCACAGAGGAAAGCUUUUACAUGUUUGCCUUUUGCUUCGUAUGCGCCACUAUCCUGGUGGCCUUUAUCCUCUCCCGUUUCAUCACCAUAAAACCCGUGGAUUUCUGAAACAAAUGUCUUGUCUUUAUCCGCACACGUACUUUCAAAAUAUAAUCUUUAACAUGUA
Molecule: messenger RNA, 241 nt
Organism: Drosophila elegans
Lineage: Eukaryota; Metazoa; Arthropoda; Insecta; Diptera; Drosophilidae
Exons: 1
Coding region: 1-183 (60 amino acids)
Source: RefSeq, a predicted model, not a curated record